AUGUUGGGCGUCAACGCCGCGGCCAUCACCCAGCUGGCAGAGGUGACAUGCAAAGCCGUUGGGGUACUCGUCAGAAUGAGGAAGAGAGAAGGCGAAUUCAGGAGGAUGACCCCAGCACAAAAGGCAGACGACAUUGCGAGAAUCAGAAAAGAGAGCGGUGUGGAGUUCCGGGCCGCGACCCCGACCUACUUUAACUACAGCAACGAGGUUGCCGUGGCCCUCGCUUGCCCGUCGUUCGAGUACAUUUCGCGCUGUGCGCGCUGCUUCUACGUCGCCAACUACAAGAUCACGGGGGACCCAGGCCAGGCCACUGCAGAGGAGGCGUACCUGCGCGAAAACGAAUGGAACUUCAACUACGGCCCGUGGGACUGUGCCGAGAGCUUCGAGCACUGCCACUGCACGUAUAACAGAACGGUUACUGGCGACCGGGACAAGGGAGUUUGUGCCUAA
Molecule: messenger RNA, 450 nt
Organism: Lasiosphaeria miniovina
Lineage: Eukaryota; Fungi; Ascomycota; Sordariomycetes; Sordariales; Lasiosphaeriaceae
Exons: 2
Coding region: 1-450 (149 amino acids)
Source: RefSeq, a predicted model, not a curated record